Colletotrichum spaethianum is the source of this 1467-nucleotide messenger RNA. Its product is annotated as putative aminotransferase. Gene Ontology annotation, molecular function: pyridoxal phosphate binding; transaminase activity. The record is from RefSeq and is a predicted model, not a curated record. Gene Ontology annotation, cellular component: cytosol. The coding region runs from base 1 to 1467 and encodes 488 amino acids. NCBI's taxonomy places the organism in Eukaryota, Fungi, Ascomycota, Sordariomycetes, Glomerellales, Glomerellaceae. The transcript is spliced from 7 exons.
AUGGCUACUGCCUCCAACAGGGUCGUCAAGGCCCUAUCGAAAGUUGCCCCUGCAAACAAAUCCGCGGUUGAACCAACCAAAACAGCUCCUACUAUUAGUGCUGUUCUUCAUCGCUCACUGCAGAGUGCACCGCCACAAGUCGUCUCGGCAAAUGGCAAGCAUUUGACUUUUUCCGACGGCCGAACUAUCCUUGACACAACAUGUGGUGCUGCCGUGGCCUGCAUAGGCUCGAACAAUGAGCGAGUCAAACGAGCGAUGGUCAAGCAAAUUGACAAGUUUGCUUACUGCAAUUCCAUGUUCUUUGGUCACGAGGUUGGAGAGCAGUUGGCGGCUGAGUUGAUCCAGGGCACUGGGGGUGCCAUGUCGAAAGCCUAUUUCAUGUGUUCUGGAUCUGAAGCUAUGGAGUCUGCCAUGAAAAUGGCGCGGCAAUACUACAUGGAGUUAUCUCCUCAACAGCCCAAACGUGUCAAUUUCAUUGCUAGGCAAGGCUCGUAUCAUGGCACGACACUUGGUUCACUUUCGAUGAGUGGCCAUGUAGCUAGGCGGAGCCUCUUUUUGGACCUUUUGUUGCCUAACAUCGCUAAAGUCUCAGCUUGUAACCCAUACCGUGGAAUGAUGGAGGGUCAGACUAUCGAAGAGUACGUUACGCAACUAGCGGAUGAACUGGACUGCAAAUUUCAAGAGCUGGGACCAGACACAGUAUGCGCAUUUGUCGCUGAGCCCGUUGUUGGCGCAAUAGCCGAGAGUGCUUAUGCUGACUGCGAAAUGCAGACUUUGGGAUGUGUUCCAGCUGUCCCUGGGUACUUCAGAGCAAUGAAAAGGGUUUGCGACAAAUACGGCGCGCUUCUCAUCUUGGAUGAGGUUAUGUCUGGUAUGGGUCGCUCGGGUACGCUGCACGCAUGGCAGCAGGAAGACGUUAUUCCCGAUAUCCAGACUGUCGCAAAAGGACUUGGAGGCGGAUACGCGCCGAUGGCUGGCAUGUUAAUCAACCACCGCGUAGCAAACGCUCUUAGAUAUGGUACCGGCUCUUUCUCUCACGGACACACCUACCAAGGCCAUCCAGUUGGGUGUGCUGCAGCAUUAGAGGUGCAGCGUAUCAUUCGAGAAGAGGAACUCGUUUCAAACGUUCGAAAGCAGGGAGCUCUCCUUGAAAACCUUUUGCUGAAGCAUUUGAGCGAUCAUCCCUUUGUCGGCAACAUCAGAGGAAAGGGUCUCUUCUGGGAUUUGAUUAAUCCGCGUUUCAGAUUGAGUUCGUCCGUAAUAAAGCGACGAAAGAGCCAUUCCCACGUUUGGAAUAAGUCUCUACCCCGGAACUGGGACAAAAGAUGGGUUCUAGGUGACCACAUUCUUCUUGCGCCUGCUUACACAAGCACCAGCGAUGAGAUUAAGUACAUUGCUGCGAGAACUACGGAUACUGUCCGUAAAACUUUUGAUGAGCUGAGUGCUGGCGCUGCGGAUUUGUUCUGA